Molecule: messenger RNA, 1441 nt
Organism: Arabidopsis thaliana (thale cress)
Lineage: Eukaryota; Viridiplantae; Streptophyta; Magnoliopsida; Brassicales; Brassicaceae
Product: Protein kinase superfamily protein
Exons: 5
Coding region: 461-1201 (246 amino acids)
Cellular component (GO): plasma membrane
Molecular function (GO): ATP binding
Source: RefSeq, marked reviewed
UUUCAACCUCAUAAAAAAACCUACAAGAUCUAUUAAAAUAUAAAAAUCAAAAUCUACAGAUUUAUCAUCUUUAUGAUCAACAAUGGGAAACUGUCUAAAGCCUCUCAAAGAACAACCUCCUUCAGCUUCUCCCAAGCCUCUCACCAUCCCUUCAAGUUCAGUGGAGCCAGUAAAGGAGAAUUUGAAAGAGUUUAGAUUUGCCGAAUUGAACAAGGCAACAAAGAGAUUCAGAAAAUACAUGGUCAUAAAAGGUAAUGAUAAUGGGUUUACUCGAACAUUCUACGAAGGCUGCAUCAAUGAGACAACCUUUGCUCCAUCAAGAACUGGAAUCACUGUUUCUGUCAUGGAAUGUUAUCAAGAUAAUUCGCAGACUCUACAAGACUGGAAGGUAACCAAAAUCUUACGCAACUACUAUUUCUAUCUCUUUGAUCUUAUUUAUGUAUGUUUUGUUUAGUUACUUAUGCAUCUGAUGGGUACAAAAACUAUUGAGUUGCAGGAAGAAGUGAAGUCUCUUGGACGUAUUUCUCAUCCCAAUUUAGUCAAACUUUUAGGCUAUUGUUGUGAAGAAAACAAAUCAUUCUUAGUUUUCGAAUACUUGCAUAAAGGAAGUUUGAACCGUUACAUUUUCGGAAAAGAAGAAGAAGCAUUACCGUGGGAAACACGGGUCAAGAUAGCCAUAGGAGCAGCUCAAAGUAUUGCAUUUCUACAUUGGGUCAAGAACAGCGCGCUAUAUCGAGAACUCAGAAUGUAUAACAUUUUGCUUGACGAGCACUACAACACAAAAUUGUUCUAUCUUGGAUCAAAGAAACUAUGUUUGUUAGAAGAAAGCGUGACGACUGCAUUCAUAGGAAGAACUGUAUAUAUACCUCCUGAAUAUGUAAUCUCAGGUCAUUUGGGAACGAAGAGUGAUGUGUAUACAUUUGGUGUGAUAUUGUUAGAGAUUUUAACUGGUUUGAAAGCUUCAGAUGGUAAAAAGAAUGAGAACAUGCAAAGCUUACAUGUAUGGACUAAACCUUUCUUGUCUGAUCAAUCUAAAAUCCGGGAAAUCAUCGAUCCUCGACUUGGGAACGAUUAUCCUGUGAAUGCAGCGACACAAAUGGGAAAACUCAUCAAAAGAUGCAUCAAGUUGGACACAAGGAAACGACCAUCGAUGCAACAAGUCUUUGAUGGUUUGAAUGAUAUUGCAGAGAUUAAAGAUUAAUGUGUAAGAGUUAAUGAGAUUUGAAGCUGAACAAGUUUGGAAUAAAAGUUUGAAACAAAGAAGAUAAAAUCUCCUUCUAUGUCGCAUCAACUCUUUUCUUUCAUUCUAUAAAUGAGUCCUAGAAAAAUUUCCACAAACUUGCCUUAUAUGGAUACAGACAUACCCAAACUUGCCUUCUAUGUCUUUUGCUUUGUUUUGCCUGAAUGAGAAAUUGAAAAUUUCAAAGGGUUGAAUUCUGAG